UGAAGACAUUCUGACAAGAAUAUUAAUUCAUUUACAGUCGUGUCAGAACAGUCAUGGGCUGGAAACAGGUAGCGAAUAAAAAAAGACAAGACCGCGACGGUGCUAUCGCUCGCUUUAGGUCGGACGACACCGACACGUUGAAUGAGUACACGCGGGCUAAUGGUGCUCAGAUAGUGGAACAUAUAAAAAAUCGCGAUACUGGCUGGACUGCUGAAAACGUGUUGCGCGCCUAUAUUCGUCGCGCGAUUGUCGCGCAUGAAGAAACAAAUUGCAUCACUGAAGUCAUGUUCGUGCUAGCAAUUGAGGAGGCUCGGCGGCUCGACGAGGAAUUCGCCAACACUGGCGUCCUCCGCGGACCUCUUCACGGCGUCCCUAUAAGCCUUAAGGACUUGUAUCACGUUCAAGGCGUAGACUCGACGAUUGGAUUCACGAGAUGGGCAUACAAACCUCGAUCUGAGGAUGGGGAUCUCGUUGCGGUUGUCCGCGAGGCGGGCGGGAUCCCGUUCCUGAAGACAAACGUCCCACAAACACUGCUAUCUUUUGAAUGUGUGAAUCCACUCUGGGGUCGCACGAGCCAUCCUCUUAAAACGACGGAUGGAAAGCAUGCGUUCACUUGUGGUGGCAGCAGCGGUGGCGAAGUAGCUCUUUUAGCACUUGAUGGUUCUCCUCUGGGAUUCGCUUCCGAUGUUGGCGGUUCUCUGCGCAUCCCGACGCAUUUCUCUGGAGUAUACUCCAUCAAACCUACGCCGGGAAGGAUCACCCAUCACGGCGUUGCAGAUCCUUAUCCAGGAUUCGAGGCUAUACCUGUUUGCUUCGGACCAAUGGGCAGGUCCGUUGCAGAUAUUAAGCUGAGCUGCGAAGCGCUUUUUGGGAAAAGUCGUGCCAGGGUGCCUCUACCUUUCCGGAAGGAACUGAACCUACUUCCUCACGGCAAGAAAUUGAGAAUUGGUUAUUAUCUCUCAGACGGGAUUGUCAAAGCCUCUCCAUCUUGUCAACGUGCCGUCAUCCAAACUGUCAAAGCUCUCAGAGCUGCCGGACACGAAUGUGUGUUAUUCGGGCCUCCCAAUGUGCUCGAGGCAAUGAGGAUCUUCAUUGCCUUGACCGCAGCCGAUGGCUACAAGACACUGACUUCACAUAUUGGCCCAGACCCCCCAGAGCCGUCCUUGUUCCUCGUGACGCUGGGUCCCAAGUUGCCCAAGUUCUUGAGAGAAUUGGCUGCUUUCGUCGCAGAGAAAGGGAUGAAAGACCCUCUAUUCGCUCAUUGUUUGCGAAAUUCCCGGCGUAGAUCGGUUCGCCAAUUCAUGGAAGCUGCUGCUGAGAUGCAAGCUUACAAUGACAUGUGGAACAAGAAUGUGUGGGAGGCCCAUGGGUUCGAUGCCAUUAUUGCUCCUGCAUUUGCAGUUCCAGCUCUUCCUCAUGGUAUGACAAAGACCCUCAGCCCGCUGGCUGUUGCAACGUUCCUCUACAACGUUGUCGAAAGUGCAGUUGGAGUGAUUCCUGUGACCCGGGUAGAUCCCCAGCUCGACCAGUUGACGGAGGAGUGGGAGGGACCUUUCAAGCCAAAAUCUCGAAAGUCUAAAUCUGCAACUCCAGCUGAAAGUGCAACGGCAACCUCCACGGGAACUGAAAACGUUCCCGCCAAUGCUGAAAGAGAAUUCCCUCAUGAUAGUGGUCCUCACGGCUCGAAAAUGAUAGAGGCCGGUGUUUAUUAUGGAUCUAUGGGUGAGCCGAAGGCCUAUAGGCCAGAUGAGAUGGAAGGGCUCCCAAUCGGGAUACAAAUUAUCGGGCGGCCAUUUGACGACGAGAAAAUUAUUGCUUUGAUGUCUCUUAUCGAUGGUCUAUUGGGAGAACGAGGCUUCGGGCCAGGAUCGUCUUCGAAAUACGCGUGAGAUCCGCCACAUGGGUCCAUUAAGGCCCACCUUCCACUCAAUGGCUAGUAAUUGUCAAUAUUUCGUGGCACUUGACGCUGUGAUGCAGGUUGUAGUAUCCCAUAUUCUACCAGUCAUAUACCACUGAAUUUAUUCUGUGUGAGUGAAGUGCCGCGGAGGAAUGUUAAGCCGCACAGGGCCAAAUCGGCGCCCGCGAAGAGCAUUCCCCGAAAUACAUAGGAAUUGCCGGCCGCACUGGACUGCCGAUCGUG
Molecule: messenger RNA, 2140 nt
Organism: Cantharellus anzutake
Lineage: Eukaryota; Fungi; Basidiomycota; Agaricomycetes; Cantharellales; Hydnaceae
Product: amidase signature enzyme
Exons: 15
Coding region: 54-1889 (611 amino acids)
Biological process (GO): fatty acid catabolic process
Molecular function (GO): fatty acid amide hydrolase activity; amidase activity
Source: RefSeq, a predicted model, not a curated record